CCCGGGAGCAGCUGAGAGGGCCGCCGUCGCAUGCACCGAGCCCCACUUUUGCCGUCGUGGUCGCUGACACUGUCACCCCGCGCAGAUGGUGGGGUGGGCUGGAGGGUGUGCCCUCGGUACUCAAGAGCUGUACCCGGUCCCGCCCUGGGGUGAUAACUCGGGCUCCUCCUCCUUGGUCGUCUCCGGGAACUAAGCCCAGGCCCUGCCUCCGGGACACUCCGACGCUCACGUAGAUCAGGAGCAGCAGUCACUCCUGCCACCACUCACAGGCUCUCCCAUGAGGCCAGCCAGCAGGGGCCCGGGCUGCGGCGGCGCGGGACAGACCUCCAGCCUGCUCGUCUAGCCCCGUGAUGGCUGUGGACAUCCAGUACAGCUACAGCAGCAUGGCCCCUUCUCUGCGCCGGGAGCGCUUCACCUUCAAGAUCUCCCCAAAGCUGAGCAAGCCGCUGAGACCUUGUAUUCAGCUGGGCAGCAGGGAUGAAGCCAGCGGAAUGGUGGCCCCCACGGUGCAGGAGAAGAAGGUGAAGAAGCGGGUGUCCUUCGCCGACAAUCAGGGGCUGGCCCUGACAAUGGUCAAAGUGUUCUCGGAAUUCGAUGACCCACUAGAUAUCCCGUUUAACAUCACCGAGCUCCUAGACAACAUCGUGAGCCUGACGACAGCAGAGAGCGAGAGCUUUGUUUUGGAUUUUCCGCAGCCUUCGGCAGAUUACUUAGACUUCAGAAACCGACUUCAGACCAACCAGGUCUGCCUCGAAAACUGUGUGCUGAAGGACAAAGCCAUCGCCGGCACCGUGAAGGUCCAGAACCUGGCAUUCGAGAAGGUCGUGAAGAUCAGAAUGACGUUUGACACCUGGAAAAGCUUCACAGACUUCCCUUGUCGGUAUGUGAAGGACACUUAUGCCGGUUCAGACAGGGACACGUUCUCCUUUGACAUCAGCUUACCUGAGAAAAUUCAGUCUUACGAAAGAAUAGAGUUUGCCGUGUGCUACGAGUGUAGCGGCCAGACAUACUGGGACAGCAACAAAGGCAAAAAUUACAGGAUCAUCCGGGCUGAACUCCAGUCCACUCAGGGAAUGAUUGAGCCGUACAAUGGACCGGACUUGGGAAUAUCCUUUGACCAGUUUGGAAGCCCCCGGUGUUCCUACGGCCUGUUCCCAGAGUGGCCAAGUUACCUGGGAUAUGAAAAGCUGGGUCCCUACUACUAGUGACUGAAAUUGACAGCCUGACUGAUCCAGAUGCAGUAGAGAGUGCAAGACAAGAGUGAAGCUGAACUGCCAUUAGGCAUGGUUUUUUGAAAAGAUGGGAUCCUGUUCGCCUUUUUUGGUAACCCAGCAAGUCCAACGUGUUUCCAUCACAGCUGGUUUCUUGCUCGGAGGAUAACUGCUGGUCCUCUGUGGCAUCCGGGCUGGCCACAAAAGAAUGCACAGGAUGGUGCCAGGGUGGUCUGGAGAGGAGCCAAGCUGGCAAGAAUGGAGGAAGCUGGCUUCUCCUCCACCCUUGCAUGUGGAAAGUCAGUCACCCAGAAGCCACCAGUCUCCAGCCUUACCAUUGACCUCGGGGUCCCACCCCACCCACGCUUUCCCAUGGGUUGCCUUCAUUCCACACGUCCUCGGAGUCACCUCUAUCUCAGCUCCAUGACACACUGGCCUGAUACCCUGUAGCUUCCAAAGAGCGGUGGAGGCAGCCCCUUUCUGUGAAAGCUCAUGCUCUGCAUUUCCCUUCUUCUCCUGCACAGUCCAGCCAGUGAUCCGGACCAGAUAAUCAAAGGCAAACAAGUAGUAGUUCGUGGCUGGGAUAGGCAUUUCCUCUCCCCUCUUCCUGACCUCUUCUUUAUAUUCCAACAGAGAGCGACACACCAGUUACUGGAAAGUCAUUGGUCUCCAUGUGGCGACAUGGGGUACAGCCUGGUGACAUGGUGGGAUAGCCACAAGUUUUAGCUUUUGCGUUUUGGGGGUGCUUUCUAAGCACUUGGUUUCACUCUGAAUGACCAGAAGUCUCAAGGACUAGAUCUAUCUCCACUUGCCUGGCUGGCGUGUGAGCUGCUUUAGUUAUGGGAGAAUCGUAGCUCUCUUCUUCUGGACCUAUCACGUCAGCGCCGCAUAUGAGACGUUCAAAUGGCGUGUCCGGCACACGCUGGAAGCCUCCAGAAAAUGGUUAGAUUUGUCUGCGGUAUGCAGUCAUAUUUGGGAUGCUUCAUAAGCAUCCGAGGACGUUGGUUGGGAGCUUUUAUUUAUGGUGUGUAUUGUAACAGGGAGGGGAAAAAAAAACUUCAUCUAGUUUUCCUAUGUUAUUUCAAAUGUUUGUCAACUCUGGGGUUUCAGAGAUGAAUUUUUUUCUCAACCAUAUUGGACUGCAGCGCAUUAUCAAGUGGUAUUUUGAGACUCCUGGAACUGUUACUGUUGGAUGGUCCCCCAGAACCUGUGAUUUUUCUCUUGGGCAAAUUAAAAUUGUAGGGCAGUUUGAAAACUA
Peromyscus maniculatus bairdii (prairie deer mouse) is the source of this 2469-nucleotide messenger RNA. It is a transcript of the gene Ppp1r3b, whose product is annotated as protein phosphatase 1 regulatory subunit 3B. Gene Ontology annotation, molecular function: glycogen binding; protein phosphatase 1 binding; protein phosphatase regulator activity. Gene Ontology annotation, biological process: regulation of glycogen biosynthetic process; regulation of glycogen catabolic process. The record is from RefSeq and is a predicted model, not a curated record. Gene Ontology annotation, cellular component: protein phosphatase type 1 complex. Lineage: Eukaryota; Metazoa; Chordata; Mammalia; Rodentia; Cricetidae.